This is a messenger RNA of Paramecium primaurelia, 561 nucleotides long. Lineage: Eukaryota; Ciliophora; Oligohymenophorea; Peniculida; Parameciidae. The record is from the annotation of a GenBank genome assembly.
AUGAAUCAUCAAGCAUUCUUUGGAACAGUGAUCAAAAGAAAUUCUAAACAAUUAAAUUCAAAAAGAGGGGAAGAGUAUUUCAAUAAUAAGUUAUUUGCAAAUGAAAAUCUAAGAAAAAUCUAAUUACCAAAAUAACUUACUUAACAAUAUUGUUUCCCAUUAGAGUAAGGAGUACAUGGUACAAGGUUGGAAACUAAAUCUCCCUCAAAAUAAUUUAAAGAAUCUAAUAAUUCUAAAUAAAAUAUUGAAAAUACACCAUUUUUACCUGAAACUUUAAAGUUUUCCUAUAAUCAGCAAUUCUUAGCUCAAGAUUUAUCUCCCUUGAUAAAAAUAAGAAGAUGUUAAAUUGAUAAAGGUAGUUAGAAUAAAAAAUUAUUAACACUAAAUUAGUAGUGUUUUACAUUUAUAGCUAAUAAAAGAAUACGAGCAUAAUCAUUUAAUGAAGAAAAAUGUUUCUCUCCAGAUUAAAAUAAGAAAAGAACUAGACUCAAUUCAAUAAUUUAUAAGAAUCUAUAUAGUGAGUCAUAUAGAUAAUAAGAUAAUUAAUCUGAAAACUACUGA